Molecule: messenger RNA, 4173 nt
Organism: Mycena citricolor
Lineage: Eukaryota; Fungi; Basidiomycota; Agaricomycetes; Agaricales; Mycenaceae
Source: the annotation of a GenBank genome assembly
CAAAUUCGUCUUGAAGAUCGGAGAUGCGGAGCUGUGUGAGGGUGGCAGUAUGGCUGCGAAUAUGAGCAUCAGCCUCUGCGAUGCUUUGGGGAGUGCGUGUAGCGAAUUGAGGGGCCGGAAGGGGCGCAAGGCGCUGGAAAGAAAUGCCGGAGCCGCUCGUGGGGGGAAGUGGAGUCAGGCGAAGAGGUGUGCUGAUGGUGUGCUGCGAUGAUUUCCGCUUGGUGCCCGCCGCGGUCGCAGUGUUGGUAUUAAGAGAGAGAGGUGUACGACUAGAGAUCUUCUUUGCUGGCGUGAGGAGUGGCUUAGUCGGAGAAGCCAGGAAAACUGUGGCGUCCGAGUUUUCCGGAGUCAGAGGACGCGGUUUAAAUGGCGAUUGUUGAAACAUAGCGUCGGUAGGAUGUCUACGCAGUGGCGAAGGUGUGAGCAUGGGUGAAUCAUAGGUUGUUCGUGGCGGGGUAUGCAUGGAAAGCAUCGCGUCUGGCAAGAAAAGGGUGGGAAGAGAAGUGGGUCCAGUCAACAAACUCCAGUCACAUGCGCGCGUCGCAUGGCAAACAAUUGACAACUUAGUCCCCCAAUUAUUACAUCUGCUUCCAUGGAGGGCCAGGCAUGACACACAUCGAUAGUCCAUGGCCCUCCAUGGCAAUCGAAUGGCCCGGGGCUGACUUGGUCUUUUGUUAUAUAAAUAAAUUGCCGUCUUGUGGGAGACAAUAAGAUCUCUCCCGAACCACGGUCUACCAGGCCCAAAUCGGGAUGACCGAGACAGAGUCAUUUAUGGCCCAUGAAUGGACGAUGCAAGUCAUUGUUGACCCCCCACCAAUACCUCGAAAUCACUCGCUGGUGCAAUUCCGGCCUCUUCAGCGGUCCGGGAUGUCAAGUUCAUUUCUGAGUCAUACUCUCCCACACAAGAUCUAGCUCCCAACCGGUUAUCAGAGUACUGGAUAGGGUGUUCUGGCUCAUCUUUCCCGCCAUCUCUUUCCUCUUACCACCAUGGAUAUCUCUUCGAUCCUACAGGGUGGUUAUCAACACCCUCUCAGUCGCCAAUGGCAAAGUCGACGGCAACUGACAAAAUCCAUGCUCAUGUACCCUAUCUUCAUCACCGAUGACCCCAACGCCAGCGAUGAGAUUGCCACCCUUCCAGGUCAGCGCAGAUGGGGCGUCAAUCAGCUCGAAGGGUUCUUGGGCCCUCUGGUGAAGAAGGGCCUCCAGAGCAUAAUCCUCUUCGGUGUGCCUCUUUCGUGUCCAAAGGAUUUCCGUGGAACUCCCGCCGAUGAUGAGGAAGGGCCGGUCAUUCUCGCAAUCAAGAAGAUUCGCACCCUUUUCCCAGAUCUGUACAUCGCUUGCGAUGUUUGCCUUUGCGAGUAUACUGACCACGGCCACUGUGGCCUACUGCACAAUGACGGGACGAUCAACACUGAGCCUUCAGUAGAGCGCAUCGCGGAGGUCGCCCUCAAUUACGCCAAAGCUGGUGCUCACUGCGUCGCACCUAGCGACAUGAUGGACGGGCGCAUUAAAUACAUCAAGCGGGCACUCAUCGAUGCUGGCUACGGGAACAAGUGCACCCUGAUGUCCUAUUCAGCCAAGUUUGCCUCCGCGCUCUAUGGGCCUUUCAGAGAUGCUGCUGGCAGUGCUCCAUCAUUUGGCAACCGCAAAUGCUAUCAAUUGCCACCAGCUGGCCGUGGGCUCGCCAGACGUGCCAUUGUGAGUCUUCGCCGGAUCCUUCGAUCUGGAUGGCUCAACUACUCACAGCAACGGGAUACCGCUGAAGGCGCUGACAUAAUCAUGGUCAAACCUGCCAUGCCGUACCUCGACAUCAUUGCUGAUGCAGCCCAAUUGGCACCCGACCAUCCGCUGGCAUGCUACCAAGUCAGCGGAGAAUUCGCAAUGAUCCAUGCGGGUGCUGCUGCUGGAGUUUAUCCUCUUCGUGACUUGGCUUUCGAGUCUGUGGACGGCAUGCUCCGUGCAGGUGCGACUCUGAUUCUGACAUACUUCACACCCGAUUUCUUGGAAUGGUUGGACUAGGUGGUAGUCAAUCUAAUCAACAACUUGUAUUGCCCACAGUGUAAACCAAGUAGUAAAACGACUGUACGAAUAUGACACGUGCUUGCGUAUCGCUCCUACGUCAUCGCUCCAUACUUGUCCCACUCUUCCAUGACCCUGACGAAGAUUGCUUUCUUCGCGCUUUCUGGCGUGGUACUUGUCGGGACAGUGUACUCUGUCACGAAAGAAACGUACCUGGAUACAUCGAAUCCCUUGCUUGCCCAUCUCCCUCAUCCAUUAGGCAAGACCCACUACUGGGCCAACAAGGCCAAUCCAUUGAACGUGUACUUCAUAAAAAAGGCAUGGGCAUGGACAUCAGCUGCCUUCCUCUUCCUCUGGUCUACCGGCCCUCCCUCCGCAAGAACUUUCACACGUCUCAGUCGCUGGUUCAUUGCUACCGCAGUAUGGCUCGUCUUCACCGCCUGGUUUUUCGGGCCAGCCCUGUUUGAGCGUAUCACCCUCGCAUCCGGAGGCGAAUGUCUCGUCAGCCUUCCGUCCGGAGAUUACGUCUCCGUGCCUCCAGAACUCUGCCACGCUCGGACUGCGGUGUCACCUGCGACGCAUCCCGCGCUCUUCGUUGAAACCGCAUCGUUCGCGUUGUCUCCAGAUUGGCUCGCCAUACCCCGUAUACGGAAAGGACACGAUGUUUCCGGACAUAUCUUCCUCCUGACGCUGUCCAUCUUGCUGCUCGCACAACAACUCUCCCCAUCUUUUUCCGCGACGCGCUGGUCCACACCGCAUACCGUGGCCGCGUAUGCUGGUAUCGCUCUGGUCGGCAUCUGGCUAUUUGCGAGCUGGACAACCAGUCUUUAUUUCCACUCCCCCGGAGAGAAACUUACAGGAUACUGUGCGUGCCUCCUUCAAGUCCUGUUUAAUCUGCCACUAACGAUCCACCAGUGCUGGGCGUCGUGUCGUUCGCAUUAACUCAGGUUUGGGGCAGCUAAUGCCGUGUAAUAUGUACCAAGUCUCCAAGUAAUUGUCCCUGUGCUACAACAUUGCUAGAACAUCCAUAGGGCAAACGCCCAAAUCAUCAAAGCGGGCAUAAAUAUACCGAAAGAGUCGACGACAGUGGCCCACCAUAUUCCCUUGCGACGCAGGAGCAUGUCCCCAUCUGCGCCAGGUGCAAGAUAGGAAGCAAGGUCGUGGAAAGAGGCCCAGGUUGGGAUGGAGAGCGUCAUUCUUCUCCUUCUCCCAGCCAAGACAAACGAGGAAGACCAGGACCAGCCACGCAAUGCUGUGGGCUUGAGAUUCCCUGCGACUGGCAGCACGAAUUCGGGUGAGCUCCAGUCUUCCUGGUGGUGAUCUUGGCGCUGGAAGGCGUAUUGUGGAGGGAAGAGACUAUCCUCCUCUUCAUCUUCAGGCGGGAACAACAUUGUCGGCCCCAGCACGCCAGGCGUCGCCAACGGGGUCGAUGGACGAGAAGCAGCUCGCAUCGUUGGUCCGGGCGAUGCCCCGUUCGGGGUGCGCAAUGUUGAUGGCAGAGCGGAUCGAGGGCUUGAAGCCACAGGUGGUGUGAACGGAGACCAGAUGGCAGAGCUUGGAUGAAGCGGAGUGGCUGUUGCAGCACUGCUCAACGGCGAAAGGGGCACUGCGGGCAGUGGCAUGUGCCGUAGACGACGGGAUCUCUGCAAAUUGAAAAGCACCAAGAACAGAACCGUGCCGAAUGCGAAUGUAGGGUACCAGGACCCGCUCAGGGAUGUAUCGGGGAGAAGACAAGGUGCGUCUGCAAAAGACUUGCCCCCUGGCAAUGGAUCGACGACAGAAACCAAUUGGAACCCGGGUCGUCGGAUGUGGCUAGACUUAGAAAAGGAUUUUAUCGUCACCUCGUGGAUGGACAGCGGUGUAUCGGCUGGGUCGACGGUUAUUGUGUGAUUAUAUUCGCAGUAGUCUCUGUUAUCUCCACUGGAAAUUGGGCGUGAGGAUUUUCUAGAUACUAUCGUGAGCUUACGUACCUGAAAACUCCCAGUGGUCGCAGUGUUUUCAACAAGAACGCGGUGGUUUGCUUGCCCAAAGUGUUUUGGAUGCACGAUCAGGUCUAGAUAAAGGAAUAUGAGAUAGCAGAAAAGUUGGUCGUCCCGCUGAGAAGAUGAUCAACAACUGGAGAUGUCGAAAACGUUGCAUAUCACCUGCGGAAAC